GCUGAGUUGAUUAAAAUUCUGGUUCGCCUCCCGGAUAAAGGAAAUUUCAUGGCUUGGGAUGACAGGCUGGCGGAUCAAGGCAGUCCCACAUUCAAACAGACUGCCCAAUAUGUCUGUACAUUUACCGAUCCUGUAUUCGAAACUCAAAGACAAGAUUCUUGUUUCUGCAGAAUCAUUUCGUGUGUGCCCUUUUACGUGUUCCUGGGAAGAAAACGCGUGUUGGCCGCACGUGCAGGCGAAUAUUUACAAGAGUUCGAGAAAAUCAUCCUGCUUGGUGUAAUGCAGACUGUUACAUGUGCCAUCGCUUCACAUUUCGUGGAGUCCGAUCACACAGUGAGUGUAAAGCUUAGCAACCUCCCUACUGUGUUCGGGAUCCCCGAGUUAGGCCGAUUGGAAACCUCAUAA
Messenger RNA from Echinostoma caproni, 405 nucleotides. NCBI's taxonomy places the organism in Eukaryota, Metazoa, Platyhelminthes, Trematoda, Plagiorchiida, Echinostomatidae. The record is from the annotation of a GenBank genome assembly.